AUGUCCAAUUCCCCUCCAAAGGAAACGGACGUUGAACAAGGAGUCUCGCCAGAUGACACGGAUGCACAAAUGAAUGAACAUACGGAUCCACACGCUCCUGGAGGCUAUGAGUUCGAGGUCAAAGAACAAGAUAGAUGGCUCCCUAUAGCAAAUGUUGCCCGUAUCAUGAAGACGGCUCUACCUGAAAACGCAAAGAUUGCAAAGGAGGCCAAAGAGUGCAUGCAAGAAUGUGUCAGCGAGUUCAUCUCAUUCAUCACAAGCGAAGCCUCUGAGAAAUGUCAUCAAGAGAAGCGCAAGACCGUCAAUGGAGAAGAUAUUCUCUUUGCCAUGACGUCUUUGGGUUUCGAGAAUUAUGCUGAGGCGCUCAAGAUCUAUUUAUCAAAAUAUCGAGAACAACAAUCAACUCGUGGAGACAACCAAAACAGACCUGGUAGCUCCGGCUUUGGACCUGCUGCUGGAGCAGCUUCCGCAAAUGCAACUUCAGCAACUUUUUCGGGUGGAGCAGAGGGCGCCAACAAUGUCCUCACUGGCCAACAGGUAGAAACCGAACACGAUAACAGUGCUUACGUAUAUGGAGGCGGCCACAAUGGUGCUGCUGGUGGAGAAGGCUACUAG
Sclerotinia sclerotiorum 1980 UF-70 is the source of this 615-nucleotide messenger RNA. RefSeq lists its product as hypothetical. The coding region runs from base 1 to 615 and encodes 204 amino acids. Gene Ontology annotation, biological process: regulation of transcription by RNA polymerase II. The record is from RefSeq and is a predicted model, not a curated record. Gene Ontology annotation, molecular function: RNA polymerase II cis-regulatory region sequence-specific DNA binding; protein heterodimerization activity; DNA-binding transcription activator activity, RNA polymerase II-specific. The transcript has 4 exons. Lineage: Eukaryota; Fungi; Ascomycota; Leotiomycetes; Helotiales; Sclerotiniaceae. Gene Ontology annotation, cellular component: nucleus; CCAAT-binding factor complex.